Molecule: messenger RNA, 1287 nt
Organism: Mucor velutinosus
Lineage: Eukaryota; Fungi; Mucoromycota; Mucoromycetes; Mucorales; Mucoraceae
Exons: 5
Coding region: 1-1287 (428 amino acids)
Biological process (GO): endosomal transport; endocytosis; actin filament organization
Cellular component (GO): plasma membrane; cytoplasm
Molecular function (GO): protein binding; calcium ion binding
Source: RefSeq, a predicted model, not a curated record
AUGAGUGCUAUUACUCAAGCUGAAAGACAGAAAUAUGCCGAAAUUUUUCAAGCCAGAGGCCAAGUCAAUGGCUACAUGUCUGGUGCUACCGCUCGCGACGUCCUUUUGAACUCUAACCUACCACCUAAUCGUUUAGAGCGUAUCUGGGAUCUCUCUGACAUUGAUAAGGAUGGUAAUCUCGACUUUGAAGAGUUCUGCGUCGCCAUGCAUCUCACUUUCGACUGUAUCAAUGGUAAUGAAGCACCUAUAUCUCUUCCUCCUUCUUUGAUACCCGCCAACAAAGUGCACCUUCUUCCUCAACAACAAUAUGCUCAACCUACUGGCUACCAACAAGCACAACCUACAGGAUAUCAAGGAUAUCAACAGCCUCAACCCACCGGCUACCAACAGCCUCAACCGACUGGCUACCAACAGCCGCAACCUACUGGAUAUCAGCAACCUCAGCCUACAGGUUACUAUGGUCAACCACAAGAGCCUGAAUUUAGCUGGGAUAUGACUCCUGAUGAAAUGACCUCAUAUCAAAAUAUCUACUCAAAAUAUGCCAAUGAUACAGGCAAAGUCAAAUUUAGUAGAAUGGAAGAUUUCUACAAUACAUUGGGUCUUCCUCGCACAGAUUUAACAAACGCAUGGACUUUAAUCGAUGUGAACCACACAAAUGCACUCACGCAAGAUCAGUGUUUGAUGUUUUAUCAUGUUUUGAAUCAGCGUACUCGUGGUGUUCGCAUUCCCAAAGAACUACCACCAGAUCUUCAUGCUGCUUUUGCUGGUGAAUAUGCAGCUGAUUUCGGAGAACGCCCUGGAUCAGGCACUGGUGCUCGUAAAGGAACGAAUCAAUCCAUGUCAAACAGUGCUAAAUUGGCUGAUAGCUACGUCAAUCGCCUCGGUGCUGCUAGUACCUCAUUGAGCAGCAAGAGCACUAAAGCUGGAAAUAAGUAUGACGAGGAGGAUAUGCUCAAGAGAGAAUUGGCUGAAUUAAAGGAGCGAGUCAAAGAAGCAGAGCGCAAAGCCAAUGAGGCCAAAGAAAGCGAAAAUUAUGAAUCCUUUGCAUCACGCCCUCUUCGCGAUCAAUUCCAAGCACUCUACGACUACAAGUUGCGCCAAUUGACUGACCAAAGUGACAUCGAAGACAAGGUUCGCAAGCAAGAAAGAGACAUUGAUGCAGCUCGUGAUGCCGUUCGUCGAUUGAACCGCAUUGUGGAUGAUGUUCGCUCAAAGAAGCGUGAAUUGGAGUCCUUAUUGGAGGAGAGAAGACUAGAAGUGCAAAAGGCCUUGCGUGCAUCUGAAUAA